AAUAUAUCAAAGAGAACUCAGAGUUAUAGUUGUAUUAAAAAAUUGAAGCUUUUAAACAAGAUAUAUCUCCCUCAUUAAGUAUUUUAUAGAAGAGAUGGUAAAAUCUGUAAAUCCCUUAAAUGACCAGUAUUUAGUGUUUAUAAGUAGGAUACGUAUUCCUCGCUCAAUGAUAAUACCCCAAAACAAAAUUGGAACUUUAGCCUUGUACCAGUUAUCAAGCUAAAUUUCAGUGAUAUUACGUGAGACUCACGUGUUUACAAUUACAAUGGCAUCAUCCGAUCAAACCAUGUCGGUGGACGAAAAGCUUAAAUUAAUUACCAGGAAUUUAGAUGAAGUUCUAGGAGAAGAUCAGUUAAGAAAAAUCGUCUCAGAGAGAGAUUUAAAUAUUUACUGGGGAACUGCUACAACCGGCAAGCCUCAUAUAGCUUAUUUUGUUCCUAUGUCGAAAGUGGCGGAUUUCCUUCGCGCUGGUUGUCAUGUCACUAUACUAUUUGCCGACUUGCAUGCUUAUCUAGAUAAUAUGAAAGCUCCUUGGGAACUAUUGAAGCUUAGAACUGAAUAUUACGAAAAUAUAAUUAAAUCUAUGCUAAAAUCUAUUAACGUUCCACUUGAAAAGUUAAAAUUUGUUAGGGGAACUGAUUAUCAGUUAAAGCAAGAUUACACACUAGACGUUUAUCGAUUAUCAUCAAUGGUUACUGAACAUGAUGCAAAAAAAGCUGGAGCUGAAGUUGUCAAACAAGUAGAUCAUCCACUACUAAGCGGUUUACUAUAUCCUGGCCUUCAGGCUCUUGAUGAGGAAUACCUUAAAGUAGACGCUCAAUUCGGAGGAGUUGAUCAACGAAAAAUUUUCACCUAUGCUGAAAAAUAUUUACCAAAAUUGGGAUACAAAAAGAGAAUACAUCUGAUGAAUCCAAUGGUACCUGGAUUAAUGGGAGCAAAGAUGAGUUCAUCAGUUGCAGAUUCGAAAAUUGAUUUAUUAGAUAGCGAAGGAGACGUUAACAAGAAAAUUAAGCAAGCUUUUUGCGAGCCUGGAAACAUCGAAAAUAAUGGACUACUAGCCUUUGCGAAGCACGUAAUUUUGCCUUUGUUAGGCGAAAAACCCUUCGAAGUAGAGAGAAAGCAAGAGUAUGGUGGAAAUAUUCAAUUCACCGUUUUUGAAGACCUUCAAAAAGCCUUCAAAGAAGAACAAAUCCAUCCCGGCGAUUUGAAAUCAGCUGUUAAGAAAUACAUUAACGAAAUGUUGAAUCCUAUUCGCCAAGAAUUCCAGUCAAAAGAAUUAAAAAAUCUAACAAGUAAAGCAUAUCCCAAGGAACAACCGAAAGCAGCAAAUGAAAUCGAACCUUCUAGAUUGGAUUUAAGAAUAGGAAAGAUUACAGAAAUAAAUAUGCAUCCGGACGCUGAGAGUCUAUACGUUGAAAAAGUUGACUUGGGCAAUGGUGAAGUAAGAACAGUUGUGAGUGGUCUAGCUGGAUUAGUCAAAAUGGAAGAUUUAAAAGAUAGUCUCGGAGUUUUCUUGUGCAAUUUGAAGCCAACAAAAAUGAGAGGCGUUGAAUCAAGUGCCAUGCUUCUUUGCGCUUCUGUCAAUGAACCAGAAAGAAAAGUUGAAGCAUUAAUUCCACCUGAAAAUAGCCAGCCAGGUGAUAGAGUAGUAUUUGAAAAAUAUGAGAAAGGACAACCUGAUGAAAGACUAAAUCCAAAAAAGAAAAUCUGGGAAACCCUAGCUACGGAUCUUGUUACAAAUAGCGAUGGUGAAGCCGAAUGGAAGGGUAACGCUAUGCUUACAUCAAAUGGUAAAAUAUCAGUAAAAAAUCUAAAAAAUGCUCCAAUUAAAUAGGCUUUUAUUCUCGGAAUAAACAUCUUCAUCUAUGUGAAUUUAUUUUUGAGAUUCUAUUUUAAAAGUUGUUCGUCUCUUUGUUAAAGUUACAGAAAAAGCAUAUUUAUCUACUUACACAGUAU
Dimorphilus gyrociliatus is the source of this 1956-nucleotide messenger RNA. The record is from the annotation of a GenBank genome assembly. NCBI's taxonomy places the organism in Eukaryota, Metazoa, Annelida, Polychaeta, Dinophilidae.